Salvia splendens (bonfire salvia) is the source of this 1327-nucleotide messenger RNA. RefSeq names its product squamosa promoter-binding-like protein 8. Bases 185 to 1075 code for a protein of 296 amino acids. Gene Ontology annotation, molecular function: DNA binding. Gene Ontology annotation, cellular component: nucleus. The record is from RefSeq and is a predicted model, not a curated record. The transcript is spliced from 3 exons. Lineage: Eukaryota; Viridiplantae; Streptophyta; Magnoliopsida; Lamiales; Lamiaceae.
UCCACAAUCUCCCCCUUUAAAGCAGACAGAUUUAUCCCUCUCUCUCUCUCUCUCUUGAUUUCAGAUAAUGUUCAGUUUCAUCUCAUCUCUCCUAUUCCUCCUAUAUGUAUUGACUGCUCUCUCUUUUCCUCACAGCUAGUUUUUGAAACUCAACAGUGAAGGUGGGGCUGACAGAAAUCAAGCAAUGUUGGACUAUGGCUGGGGGAACACAUCAUCGAUCAUGCUCAAUGCCGAAGAACCCGGUCCGGAUCCCGAACCGAACCGCCCGGUUUUCGACCCUUACCCUUCCCACUCCUUCUCCGACCCGCCCGCCAAUUUCGCUAACCCGGAACCCCACUUCUCCGCCGCCGUCAACCACCACCUCCCUUUCCAUACCCCUUCCCCAAACACCCACUUCACCGCCUUCUACAGCGGCGCCGCGGCCUCAUACGCGCCGCCGCAUCCAUCAAUGCUGACGCUCGAACCGGCUUACUCGGUGGUGCCCAAGAGCGAGCCUGUGGGAGGCGCCUUCGACUUCAACGCCGAGUACAAUAGCAGAAUCGGCCUCAACCUCGGCGGCCGGACCUACUUCGCCUCCUCGGAAGACGACUUCGUGAACCGCCUCUACCACCGGUCCAGGAUUUUGGAGCCCGGUUCGGCCAACUCGCCGCGCUGCCAGGCGGAAGGCUGCAACGCCGACCUCACCCACGCCAAGCACUACCACCGCCGCCACAAGGUCUGCGAGUUCCAUUCCAAGGCCGCCACCGUCAUCGCUGCCGGCCUCACCCAGCGCUUCUGCCAGCAAUGCAGCAGAUUCCACCUGCUGUCGGAAUUCGACAACGGCAAGAGAAGCUGCCGCAAGAGGCUCGCCGACCACAACCGCCGCCGCCGCAAAUCCCAGCAAAACAACCACGAAAAAUCCCACCCCGAAAUCUCCUCCGCCUCUGAAAACCUAGCAAGGUCACCGCCGGAAUCCGGCCAACACUCUUCAUCGGUGACGGUGGCGAUCUCCCCGCCGAGAAUCUCACUUGAUUGCUUCCGCCACCGCAGCGGCACAGCUACGUCGUCGAACUCCCUCUUCUACUCCAACGGGUAAUUUAAAGAAAGAAAGCAAGCUCAAGAAAAUGAAGAGGCUAUUAGCAAUAACAUAGUUGAGAGUUAUGAUGAUUUCCUUUUCCUCAUCCUUCUUGUUAACCCUUAUCUAAAUUCCCAUCCAACUUAAUUUCCCUUUUCAAAAAUUUUUUUUAUUAGUAUUAUGAUGAAUUAUUAUGUUUCCGUGCUUGUAACCAUAUAUGAGCAAUGUACCUUCAUCUUCCAAUGGGAUUGAAUUCCCACUUUGCAUGCCUAA